Saitoella complicata NRRL Y-17804 is the source of this 1836-nucleotide messenger RNA. RefSeq lists its product as uncharacterized. The coding region runs from base 1 to 1836 and encodes 611 amino acids. The record is from RefSeq and is a predicted model, not a curated record. NCBI's taxonomy places the organism in Eukaryota, Fungi, Ascomycota, Saitoellomycetes, Saitoellales, Saitoellaceae. The transcript is spliced from 3 exons.
AUGAUCCCGCUCCUUCCUCCGCCAUCCUCGCCAGACUUUUCGCCGGCGUUAACCAAAGCAUUGCAGACUAUUUUCGACACGCUAUAUGCUAUCGGUAACAAUGCUGCAGAGGCUUCGAGAUCUGCUGCGGUUGAUGCUUACCGUGCUACUGUUGCCGUUCGUGACAUGACGAGGGUUGUCCAGGAGUUGAUUGCACGCAUUGAUCCCGGGAAAAAAGUAAAGAACAGCUCUACAGUUCCCGUGUUUGACCAUGUCGAAGGACAGUCUGAUACAAUUGGAACGCAGUCUCACCCUGUUUCACGCAAGAACAAGGUCAAGGCCUGCUACUACGGAGAAAACCGCCGCCAAAGCAACGCGUUCACCUUCCCGCAGUGUACGUCUACCGGUCCAAGUGAGACUACGGCAAUGCCUACACCAGCGCCUAUGUUCGUCCUCGAUACGCCGGAGAAUGUCAGAGUCAUCGAGGAGUACCACCAUACCCGUUCAGCCGACGACAGGAUGCUCAGUGAUGACCUUGAACUGAGCAUGGAGUGCGACUGUGAGCAGUGUCAGGAGUUGUUGACGUCGUCUGCGGACCCAGUGGAAGAGCGAGUGGAGACGACCGAGGAACUGCGCACAGAAGGUGUUCGACCAACUUUUCUCGAGUUCACCGCCGACGACUUGGUUUCUGGCUUCUACAACCAACCUCAAGGCGUUGCAUCGUCUGUUUACGACGCGUCACCUUCCUCGGAUGUUCUUGUCGAUGUCGGCACCCCCAUUAUUGGUACACCCCGUAUGGCCUUCGUGAACCCUGCACCCUCUUCAACCAUGUCAACACCUAUGAAGCUCUCCGCCGGAGGGCUACUCGACGGGUUUGAUGAGGUUGAGCUCAAUCGCGCCUAUUGGAGCACCAUUGACCUUACCAAGGAGGAUGGGGAGAUGGAUGAUGAAAUUGUUGUCGAGAUGCUCGAGAGGGUGUAUCCCAUCACUUGGCAAGACCGGAUGAAGGCCUAUCAGGUGCUGGCUACUACUGGACAGAUCGCCCUUCUUGGUCUGUGUGGUGAGCCUGACAUUACGGAAGCAAUUGUUGCGUUUUACAGAGCAUGGAUUGUUUACAACUUGCCGGAAGAGAUGAAAGCUGUUCCCGCGUUGAAGGUUCCCAAGUACGUUGCGGAAGCCAUCUUCCUCAUGAACCUCCAUGACGAAGAAGGUCGUAUUCCUCAGACAUUCUUGAAGAAAGUUCCUGUUGCGAACGGAUACCAAGCAGGAUAUGUCAACCUUCUACGCCCCUUUGACGCGGAAGCCUAUGAAGACGAAGGAAGCUCCCCAAUCGACGAAAUCAUGCAGCAGUCCACGUCGAGUGAGGAUGUUGAAGAGUCCUGCGGCUCCACGAGUGCCCCCGUGCCAGGGCUGAACAUGAGUAUUGUUACAAGACAUGGCGAGCUUGGAGGUGCAGUUACCGAUAUCUAUGAGGAUGGAGAGGCGUCACCAGUGAAGGAGACCGUUGUCGAUUCAACUGUCCUUGGCGACAACAAGUCGCACAACAUACGUCCUGACAUGCGCAUGUCGGAUUCCAUCACCCCUCCCAGAGCCGGUGAUGAUAUCUUCGCGAAAGCUGCUGUCAGCAAGCGUUUCAACAAGGACUUCGCAAAGGUUAGACCUGUUACCAGCAAGGACGAGAAUGCCGGCCCUUCAACAUUGAGCCUCUUCACUUUCAAGUACGUGACGAAAGCUUGUUCGGACUCGGGUGAGAAGAGGGGAACGUUCGAGUACGAAGCUGUGCACAGUGCUAUGAGUGAUUCUGAUGAGGAGGAAGGAAAGAAAGGUGGUCGCAUGGUGUUCAGGGCAAGGCCGUGA